Molecule: messenger RNA, 1540 nt
Organism: Eubalaena glacialis (North Atlantic right whale)
Lineage: Eukaryota; Metazoa; Chordata; Mammalia; Artiodactyla; Balaenidae
Product: membrane-spanning 4-domains subfamily A member 15-like
Biological process (GO): cell surface receptor signaling pathway
Cellular component (GO): plasma membrane
Source: RefSeq, a predicted model, not a curated record
AUGUCUGCAGCUCCCGCCAGCAAUGGGGUGUUUGUCGUCAUCCCACCCAGCAACGCCAGCGGCCUCCGCCCGCCCCCAGCCAUUCUGCCCACCUCCCUGUGCCAGCCUCCCGGGAUCAUGCAGUUCGAGGAGCCACCGCUGGGGGCGCAGACGCCACGGGCCACCCAGCCGCCCGACCUGCGGCCCGCGGAGACAUUCCUGACAGGAGACCCCAGGGCUUUAGGGACGGUCCAGAUCCUCAUCGGCCUCAUCCACCUGGGCUUCGGCAGCGUGCUGCUCAUGGUCCGCCGCGGCCACGUGGGGAUGCUCUUCAUCGAAGGCGGCGUCCCCUUCUGGGGAGGAGCCUGCUUCGUCAUCUCGGGGUCCAUCUCAGUGGCAGCCGAGAAGAACCACACCAGCUGCCUGGUGAGGAGCAGCCUGGGGACCAACAUUCUCAGCGCCAUGGCGGCCUUUGCCGGGACGGCCAUUCUGCUCAUGGAUUUUGGCGUCACUAACUGGGACGUGGGCAGGGGCUACCUGGCCGUGCUUACCAUCUUCACCGUCCUGGAGUUUUUCAUCGCGGUCAUUGCCACCCACUUCGGGUGCCAAGCCACCCGCGCCCAAGCCCACGCGCCUGUGAUUUUCCUGCCAAAUGCCUUCAGCACAGACUUCAACAUCCCCAGCCCCGCAGCCUCUCCGCCCCCCGCCUAUGAUAAUGUGGCGUAUGCCCAAGGAGUCGUCCGAGUAGAUAGAUGGUCGCUCUGGGGGUUGGAGUCCCGCCUCCCCUACCCUCCACCCCCCACCCGCGCCAUCCCGAGCCCGGCCUCUCCCCACCCCCACCUCGUUAAUCUUGGGGCGGCCCUCGGCCCCAAUCCUCACAUGGUGUGGCACCGAGUGGAGACCCUGGGGAUGUCUGUCCCACACAUUUCCCGCAGUGGUUUAUUUCCUUAAAAAGCUAGCCGAUGUCAAGGGUGUGUGUCCUUCUGCCCUGCCGAGCGCCGUCACUAUCAGGAAACACCCCCAUGUGCUGCUCUGCAUUUCUCUCUCCUCGUUCGUGGAAACCCUGGCCUCACAGGGAGACGGGUUCAAGGGCCGCCCUGGCCCUCAGGCCUUGGGACGGUCGUUAAGCUCAGAGACGCAGAACCCUCCAGUGAGGAGUCCUGAGUCCAGCUGCAGAGGUCACACAGCUGGCAGUGGCUCGGCUUCGGGUCCCCAGGCCGUAGGACCGGCUCUGUCCUUUGUAAUCUGCUGCUCCGUCUUUGGGCCUCAGUUUUCCUGCCUGGAAACUAAAGGUUGAACCAGAUGACAUUGAAGACCCUUCCAGCUCCCCUGCCUCUGGGAAACGUUUGGAGGCCCUAUUCACUCAGCCCUGCCCACGCCCCAGGGCUGCGGAGGUUGCAGGGGAGGGCUGAGUCCAGCCCACGGCAUCCUGGGCAGCAUCUACAGGUGCACAGCGGUGGUGGCCCCUACCCCUCGGAGGCUCAGGACCUCCCUGGGGCUCUCAGUGCUCCCACCCUCACCCCCUAGCCUGAGGAGAGGGCUGCCUCUGAAGGUACCAUGA